CCACCUCUUCCUUCUGAUCCAGUGCCAUGAAUCAGCCUGGACAACAGCUGUUACCCACAUAGAGGUCACUUUACCUCUCUUUCCAUUACUUCAGUCCAGAGGAUGCUGGGAAUGUGUCGUGGGCGCAGGAAGUUCCUGGCGGCCUCUCUCGCUUUGCUCUUCAUCCCAGCACUCACCUGGCUUUACCUGUCAGUCGGAAGCUUUCAAGAAAAAAAUCCCUGUUCCUGCCCCACAGUGAAGCCCCUCCCCCUGUCUCCAUUGGAAGUUCAAUCAUCAACGCCAGUGGGCGCAGCUGGCGAGCGGCAGGCCUUAGAGCUACGAGUCCGGGCAGUGGAGGAAGAGAACCGGGCACUGCGCCGUGAGCUGAGCCGGCCACCCAGGAGCCCAUCCGCACGCCUUCCAAACGCUGGUCACCGUGGCAACCAAAGCCGAACCCAUUCAGAGGAAGGCACCGGCGACAAUGAGGGCCAGAAAGCUGCUGCAGUGGGAAACAGCUCAGACUGUGUGCAGUUACCAGUGGUGGAUAAGUGUGAGACCAUCCACGUGGCGAUCGUUUGUGCAGGUUACAACGCCAGUCGAGACGUGGUGACACUGGUUAAAUCUGUCCUUUUCCACAGCUUGUGUUUGUGUGUGUGUGUCCACAGGCGGAACCCACUACAUUUCCAUUUCAUCACAGACUCCAUUGCUCAGCAGAUCCUGUCCUCUCUGUUCCAUACCUGGAUGGUCCCUGCCGUCAAGGUUGACUUCUAUGAUGCAGAUGAGUUGAAGUCUGAGGUGUCAUGGAUUCCCAACAAACAUUACUCUGGAAUCUACGGCCUGAUGAAGCUGGUACUCACUAAGACGCUACCGUCCGACCUGCAGAGAGUCAUCGUCCUGGACACAGACAUCACAUUUGCCACUGACAUCGCUGAACUCUGGGCUGUCUUCCACAAGUUCAAAGGUCAGCAGGUUCUUGGUCUGGUGGAGAACCAGAGUGACUGGUACCUGGGGAACCUGUGGAAGAACCAUCGACCCUGGCCGGCUCUGAGCAGAGGCUUCAACACUGGUGAGGUUUGACAGGAGGACGUCAUAUAUGCAUAUAUGCAUUCUUAUAUUAAAGAAAAUCAGUAUGCAUGCUGAUUAUUGAGAUUGCUGCAAAAUAUUAUAACCUAUCCGUAUAGCUACGGGCCCUCAGAGUGUGGAUGAACCUAUCAUCUACAGUUCCAUGGAGAGAAAUAGAGCAAAA
This is a messenger RNA of Perca fluviatilis (European perch), 1225 nucleotides long. Its product is annotated as LARGE xylosyl- and glucuronyltransferase 1-like. Gene Ontology annotation, biological process: protein O-linked glycosylation via mannose. The transcript is spliced from 6 exons. NCBI's taxonomy places the organism in Eukaryota, Metazoa, Chordata, Actinopteri, Perciformes, Percidae. The coding region runs from base 103 to 1056 and encodes 317 amino acids. The record is from RefSeq and is a predicted model, not a curated record. Gene Ontology annotation, molecular function: xylosyltransferase activity; glucuronosyltransferase activity.